Sclerotinia borealis F-4128 is the source of this 1404-nucleotide messenger RNA. The record is from the annotation of a GenBank genome assembly. NCBI's taxonomy places the organism in Eukaryota, Fungi, Ascomycota, Leotiomycetes, Helotiales, Sclerotiniaceae.
AUGCAACCAUUGACAAGACUCAUCCCUAGGUUCGCAAUCGACUCAGGUUCAGCCUCAAUAUCAAGAACCCUACGAAUCUCUCCUCGACCUUCAGUCAAAUCAUCAAUCUGUCUACAAUAUAGAAUAUAUUCCCCCAGUCUGCGGCGGCACUUUGCAGACGACCAAAGACCUAUUAUAGAAAUCCCUCCUCAUCUUCGACCCAAGGUUACAGUUGCACCCCCCGAAGAACCUCAACCACCACCCGAAGAGAUACCUACUCCCAGCCCAGAGCUCAAUGAACAAGAUGCCUUACCCUCUCCCAAACAUAAGAAAGAAGGGGAGCUUCCUUCCGCCCUUGAAAGCCGACGUCUCGCUGCCACGAAGAAACUCUCUCAUCUAAUGGACCAUAUGCAAGGCAACAUAUUUAUAGCAUCUCAACGCAUCAAUGACCUUACAGGCUACUCGGGAAUUGAAGCCCUCAAGACCAAAAUCACUGAUCUCGAAACACAAGUUUCCAAUUCCAAAGAAUCAGUCCGAAGUACCCGACUACACUAUAAAACCACCGUCGCAGAUCGUGCUUCUUCUCAACGUGAGGUUACAACUUUACUAGCAAGGAAAGAUACAUGGUCGGCUGCCGACCUCGAACGUUUCACACAUCUAUAUCGUAUGGACCAUACAAAUGAGCAGGCAGUUCAGGAAGCAGCUACGCGACUCGCGGACGCGGAACGUGAAGCAGAGAAAGCUGCAGGGGAAUUGAGUAGUAGUAUAUUAUCACGAUACCACGAGGAACAGAUUUGGAGUGACAAAAUCCGGAGAAUGAGUACAUGGGGGACAUGGGGAUUGAUGGGGGUGAAUGUCCUAUUAUUUUUGGUAUUUCAAUUUGGAUUUGAACCAUGGAGAAGAAGGAGAUUGGUCGCAGGGUUUGAGGAGAAAGUGAGAGAGGCAUUAGACAACCAGAAAACUUUGACCAUGUCCACAGCUAUUCGAGGUGCGGAAAUCGGUGGAGGAGAGGGAUCAGAAGUCAGCUUGGAUGAGAUUGUUGCCACUAGCAUACAGGAAUUAGAGGAGGAAGUCGCAGAUGAAACCCUGGACGAACUCGCGGUGGAAGCAGCGGCAGCUGCAAUUGAAGGCGAAACACCACAUCACGAAUCAAAUAACGAACCAGCCCAAGAAAUUGGCGAAGCAGCGGCAGCAAUGGAGACUGUAGAAAUGCACAUACCAUACGAAAAGCCCGCAUUCGAUUAUCGAAACAUAGAAUCCUGGAAAGAAAGAAUGGAAGCCGGGAAAGCCGCAACAAUAGACUUAUGGAGUACACGACAGAUAUCGAUACCAAAAAAGGAGAUAACGAUCAUAGCAUUAGAAAGUGCCACUUUUGGAGCCGUGGUAGUAGGAGCUAUCUUCACUCUUAUAAUACGACGUUCAUAG